Molecule: messenger RNA, 2575 nt
Organism: Centruroides sculpturatus (bark scorpion)
Lineage: Eukaryota; Metazoa; Arthropoda; Arachnida; Scorpiones; Buthidae
Exons: 14
Coding region: 151-2196 (681 amino acids)
Source: RefSeq, a predicted model, not a curated record
UUUUAAAAGUAAUCUUGCGUUAUUUAUUUAUGAUUAAACAUUCUUAUAGCUCCGAGCGUUCUUUGUCCCAAGCCGUCGACACCGAAAGGAGGAUUUAUUCAUUGCGAACAACAAUUUUCACACGGCUACAGGCGUUGUACGGGGACGUGUAUGACCGGAUUUUCGUUUCCUGACGGCAAAAAUACCAUGGUACUUCGUUGUUCGAUAGUCAGAGGAUGGUUACCCGUUUCUUUUUUCCCCUCUUGCAAAGAAAUAAAAGACAGAAUUUAUCGUCCCGAUUCCGAACCAACAACUAAUCAAGACAUCGAUUCGACCGGACAAUCUCUCGUCUCCGAAGACGAAAAUUCUCAGACAUCCGAUGACAUUUAUGGAAAUAGAGGUGAUCUCGGACACGACCAGACAGGGAUUACCAGAGGUUAUUGUCGACGACCUCCUUCGCCUAGGAACGGUUACGUUUAUUGCGUGCCCAACGCAGAAACCCUUGAUUGUACGGCGAGAUGUUCUCAGGGUUUUCAUUUCCCCAACGGAGAAAACAGACUGCUGUACAGAUGCGAAAGUAAAAGCGGAAGAUGGAGUCCUUCCGGUCAUUUUCCCAAUUGCAAACCUGCCUGUGACGUUCCCUGCAAUAACGGAGGGGUGUGCAUCGGACGAAACCAAUGCUUCUGUUCACAAGAUUAUAGAGGAAAUUUCUGCCAAUAUCCACUUUCGAACUGCGAUCCUCUACAUCUGAAGUUUGCCGGAAGCAUUAGAUGUAAUCACACUUCCGACGAGACAGUCUGCGUUCUAGGAUGUCCUCAAAGAAUGGUUCUCGAGCCCUCUUACAGUACUUAUCGAUGUAACUUGGAAGGAACUUGGAGUCCUCGUCUGACGCCUAGAUGCAUCGAAGAUCCGAGAUAUAAAGAAAUCGACUCGGGUGAUCGUCUCUGUCCCACUUCCCAAUGCACAUCUUCUUCCCUCACCACUUACGAGAAUGGUUUGUGUCGUCGCCCUCCUCCGCCUAAACCAGGAUACAUAAGAUGCAUAUACAACCAGUUGAUCAUGGAAUGCACUUCUAAAUGUGCCGAUGGAUAUCGAUACGCUAAUGGACAGACGGAACAGAUUAGAACCUGCGACAACAGAACUGGUAUUUGGACUCCUACUCACUACCUGACUGAAUGCCAACCUGUCUGUGAAAGGCCCUGUCAAAAUGGAGGAAGUUGCGCGGCUCCUAAUUUCUGUUUCUGCCCCGUCAAAUACAGAGGAAAGUUCUGCCAAUAUCCUCUUUCAAACUGCGAUCCUCAUCGUUUGAGAUUUGCCGGAAGCAUCAGAUGCAGCCAUUCUUCGGAAGAGACAGUUUGUAAAUUGGGAUGCCCCGAAGGAACUGUUAUGGAUAACCCCUCACUAGAUACCGUCCGUUGUAGCUUGGAAGGAAUUUGGACUCCGCAAUAUACACCAAGAUGUGUGGAAGCAAACGUACCGGGAAGAUCGACAUAUUCAAAUCUAGAUUAUAAUCAGCAACUUAGUCACGCUUCGCAAAGUAAUUACGAACAACAAUAUCGACAAAGUCAAGCCAACGAACACACAACGAACUACGAACAACGGUUACAACGACAAGCCGAAAACUCUCUAAUUCGAAAUUCAAACGAAGAACAACAAAGGUUGGCUAAGGCCGAGGAACGAGCUGAAGAUAGCGAAUCGGAGGAAUCGCGACAUAGUGACAUGGAUAAAGAACGGUUUAGAGGUUCGGAAUUAGAAAAGGAAAGUUACGAGCAAAGAUUGCAAAUGAAAAGAGAAGAAGAACAAAAAAGGUUAUACGACAGAAUUCUUAAGCAAAGUCUAUUGAAUAACACGGAUCAUCGACAAAGUCGAAACGAAUCUCGUUUGUUAGAUCGGUUGGAGGAAGAAGGGGAACGGACCGAAUCCGACGAUCUCCACCGCCAUCACUUCAAAAAUUAUGACAAAUUUGACACCGACGCUGAGAGAUUCGGUCACCAACCGGACGGAGGAUAUCCCUCGACAGCCUCCGAAACUCGUCAUACGGGUGAAGAGGAAAUCACGGGUUACGGUCAUCGUAUCUUCCGUCAGAGCAUCAAUCGCUCCGAGUCGGGAACUUACAGAGAACACUCUGCUCAACAACAUCAUUACUUUCAUCAGAUUCAACGCACCGGACACAAGAGCACCGACAAACAUUCGUGUGUCUUGUGUACCACCGGAUAAGUUCGUCACUGUUAUCUGAUCAUCGAUCCAAUGCUUUUAUCAUGGCUUCGACUACAGAUCGUUUUGAUUGGCAGUAGUCGAGUUCCAGUAUAAACGGUUACUUCCAAUCGAAACAGCAAAUGCGCGCUUUUCGUUGAAUGUUAUUUGUAUUCGAUAAAAUUGCAUUUUUAUAAAUAUUACAAACUCAAUUUGUAGUGGCGAAAUUUAUUAAACAGAUCGUAGGAACGCACCGCGAUUAAAUUAUAAAUUCUUAUUCCUAACAAGUGGCACAUAUUUCGUUCGGCGCGUGUAGUAACUUUAAAAUAAGAAAGUUGUCUCUGGCGGUAACAACCGGUUACCCGUUUAACUAUAAUUCGCUUGAACAGAUCAGAAUUUAUAA